AUCGCUGCUGAGGGCCAACAGGAGAGGAGGGCUGGGUGGAGGCACAGCCGAGACGGCAGUCACUUCCUGCACCUCCACCUGGUCAUCCUCAGAUCACGGUCAGACGGAUCUUCAGUUCCUCGCGGUGAUGGUUUGCGCCAUCCGCGCUGAAACUUUUUGGAAAGAGUGGAAUACGCGCUCAGAGUCUCUGUUGCGGGUUUCUCUUCUGUGAAUGUUUCACGGCAGGAGAAAAAAAAAAAAAAUUUCCGUGUAGUUAAGACACAGUGAUCAGGUCGCGUUUUCUCCCCGUUCACAGAGGAAUCCUUAAAAACCUCGUCCAGGAUUUCUUUGUGGACGUUUUCUCGUCCGGAUCCGAGGCGCAAAAACGCGCGGAACGCAGCGGUGACAUCCCGCAAAGUUGUGGAUCUCAGAGACUUAAAAACAAGAAAUAUAUAUUAAAAAAUAAAGAAAUCAAAGAUUUAGAUCUCUGCGGGCUACCUGCAUGACCGUUACCAUGACAGCGUCUGGAGUCCGGCUCCUGCUGUUGGCCCUGUGUGUUUGCAGAGGUUUGGCCGUGCAGCAGUCUGCUCCCAGGGUUCGCCUCUCAUUCAAAGAGCUGAUGGACACACGGGGAGCUCGACCCUUCAGCUUCUCCUUCAACACCAGCGACUACCGCAUCCUUCUGAUGGAUCAGGAUCAAGGCCGUCUCUACCUGGGCAGCCGGGAGUACCUGGUGGCUCUGGACAUGCACAAUGUCAACAAGGAGCCACUCAUAAUCCACUGGCCAGCAUCCGCUAAGAGGAAGGGAGAAUGUCAGAUGGCAGGAAAAGAAAAACAGGGCGAGUGUGCUAACUUUGUGCGGUUGAUUGAGCCGUGGAACCGCACUCACCUGUACACCUGUGGAACCGGAGCGUACCAACCCAUCUGCACAUUCAUCAACAGAGGUUGGAGAGCGGAGGACUACCUGUUUCGGCUGGUCCCUGGAUAUGUGGAUUCGGGGAAGGGAAAAUGUUCUUAUGAUCCCAAACAGGAGAACGUGGCGGUUCUGAUCAGUGGGAACCUGUAUGCAGGCGUCCACAUCGACUUCAUGAGCACAGACGCCGCUCUGUUUAGGACCAUGGGAGGGAGAACAGCCAUCAGGACGGAGCAGUAUGACUCCAGGUGGAUCAACGAGCCUGUGUUUGUUCAGAUCCAGCAGAUCCCUGACAGCGCAGAAAGGAAUGACGACAAACUUUACUUUUUUUUCCGUGAGAAGAGUCUCGACACGAGCGGUGGGGCAAGUCCAAGUGUUCUAGCCCGCGUGGGAAGAGUGUGUCUGAAUGAUGAAGGUGGACAGAAGUCCCUGGUGAACCGAUGGACAACGUUCCUGAAGGCUCGCCUUAUCUGCUCCGUGAUUGGAGACGAUGGGGUUGAGACACGAUUUGAUGAACUACGGGAUGUGUUUAUUCAGCCAACGCAGGACGAACGGAACCCUAUGGUGUAUGCUCUCUUCACCACAGCAGGGUCUGUGUUCAAAGGCUCAGCAGUCUGCGUAUACUCAAUGAGUGACAUCCGCAACGUCUUCAACGGUCCUUUUGCCCACAAACAUGGUCACAAUUACCAGUGGACAGAGUACACAGGCAAGAUCCCGUAUCCUCGCCCUGGAACGUGUCCAGGAGGAACCUUUACUCCUGGUAUCCGUUCAUCCAAGAACUUUUCAGAUGAGGCUGUGAAUUUCAUCAGAGCUCACCCCCUCAUGUUCCAUCCAGUCUAUCCAAUCCACCGCCGCCCCCUGGUGGUGAGAACAGGUGUGGACUACCGCUUCACUGCCCUGGUGGUGGAUCAGGUUGAUGCUGUGGAUGGGCGCUAUGAGGUUCUCUUUUUGGGUACAGAUCGUGGCACGGUCCAGAAAGUUAUAGUUUUGCCCAAAGACCCCACCAGCAUGGAAGAGCUGACACUAGAGGAAGUGGAGGUUUUCCGGACCAGAGCGCCUGUCAAAACAAUGAAGAUAUCUUCCAAAAGACAACAACUGUACGUGUCGUCGGAUGCCGGGCUAACGCAGGUGUCGCUGCACCGCUGUGGUGUUUAUGGGUGGGCUUGUUCCGACUGUUGUCUGGCUCGGGACCCAUACUGCGCGUGGGAUGGCGAAAGCUGCUCAGCCUUCACCCCGUCCACCAAGAGGAGGAGCAGAAGACAAGACGUCAAACACGGCGAUCCACUGAGGGAGUGCAGGGGCUUCAAUGCCAAAGUGGAGAAACGUCUGAGGGAAACAGUGCAAUUUGGGGUGGAGGGCAGCAGUACAUUCUUAGAGUGUCAGCCGCGCUCUCCUCAGGCUACCGUCAAAUGGCUUUUCCAGCGGGAAGGGAAGAGGAAAGUGCUAAACCGUGUGGGCGGGGUUCUGAAAACCCACCAUGGUAUCCUUCUGAAGUCUCUCAACCAAUCAGAUGCAGGCCUCUACCACUGCCUUGCCACCGAGAACAACUUUAAACACACACUUGCCCGUAUCGCGCUGCGCAUCCUGGAUCGAGACAUCGUUUUAGCUCUCACAGCUCAGGACGACGACGAUGACGGGCCAAAAAUACGCCAAGCAGGAUCUCACCCACGGUCCACCCUCGUCUCCACACCGUUUCCGCCUGAGAUCAGACUGAUUAACCAGUACUGUCAGUCCUACUGGGAACAGCUCAGUCCCAAACAACAGCAGCGUAAGCGCACAAGCCGCAGACACACAGAGAGCCAGGAACAAGGACUUGGCUAGAGGACGGGACCAACGGUGGUCAGAAAGGCCUGUCUGGACUUUAUGGUGGACUAACAAGUUUGACACAUGUUUGUGCAUCAGCAACUUCCAUGAUGCAGGCAAAGCUUCAAACUGAUAUUAAAGUUCUAUAUCUGUGGUAGUGCAAGUCUCAGCCAAAUACGCAUUGCAUGUAUUUUAAACUGACAACCAAUUUCCAAAGAAGGUGCAAGUUUUUGAAUUGUUUUCUCUCAGGCGGCCAAGGCCUUCAUACAACAGGAUUGUAACGAUGAUCAGUUACACACUUGACAUUCGCCAAUCUUUUAACUCACCAGCAGUAAUGAGUAGUAUGUCCAGGUGCUCGUGCAGAAGCUUUUGAGGUUUCAGCAUUAUUACAGACAGACCUGCCAACAUUACACAGCACGGUGUCCAAUAGCGGGUAAGAUGGGGGUGUCCCCCUACAUGGAGGAGUAGUGAUGAAAUUAGGUUGCAUUUUAUUUUAUCAGUUUUUCUAUAUUGCAAAAUUAUGUUAACUACUUCUAGUAAAUAUGACAAAUUUGUUCAUGGCUAUGGCUAGAAAAUUAGGGGACCCCAAAAAACCUGAAACUUUUUACAUUCCUUAGGCAUAGAUGGCUCCAAAAUAAAAGUUAAAAAAAUAAAAUGGCCUCAAGCCAGAUAUUGAAGAUGGUGUCCAAAAUAUGACCACUGAAAUAUAAUGUUAUUUCUUCUAUUGUGUGUGUCUAUGAUGCAUUUUAAUGGGAAACAGUUGUUUGGUGGCCAUUUUGGAAGCCAUUUUUGGUUUAAAACGUGUGAUUGAAAUGACGUUUUAUGGUCAUGGUUUAGUUCUAGGGUUAGGGUUGGAUGUCACGCCAACAUUUAUCAUCGUUAACACGGAGAUGCGGUUUAUUCUUUACAAUGAAUGAUUAGAGAGAUGAACCGUCCUUACUCUGUCUCAAUAAUGACUGUUUGUUGAAUCCCCAAACUACAAAAUGUGUUUGUGGCAGCAUUUAACUUCCUCACUCCAAGUGAACAUGAGCCUGCGUUGUUUUGAGCCCCUCUCUUCAUCAUGCUUUGUCACACGUUUGACAGAACACAUUUCAAACACGCAGAAUUUCUAAACACGUUCCUGACAAAGCAUGUAAUAUGGUUUAAAUUUAGAUUCCUAUGACAACCACAAAAUAAAGCACCGGCUUGACUGUGUAAGCACCAUUACUUUGAGGUUAAAAUGCUUUUAUUGUUGCGCACAGAUUCUGCAGCAGCAUAGUUUGUUGGAUUGUCAGCAUCCAGCUGACAAAUCCCAGAUGUGCACAACAUCUUGAGUCACUAUGAUGCAUUUGACAAGCUGAAAGAAAUGGCUGCCUCGACAGAAGAGAAAAAAAUUGUCAGUUCCAUAAAGUAUGUGUAGUUAACUGACUAAAACAUGCAACACCACUGGUAUGGUCUUUUAAUUUUUUUUAAAUAGAAAUGUAAUAUAUUGAUUGUGAAUAUAAUAUAUGGUUAUGACAUGGUCAAUCCAGUGGAUUACUCUUGUAUGAAGAUAAUAUGCUGACGUAAAUGCUGCAUGCUUAUUUGUUGUAAGUUGUACAUUUUACUGUUCUCUUUUCGACCUCAGUGAUGAUGUUUGUAAAGUGUAAUGUACUUGGUUAAGCUAUUUCCAUUGGAUGUCGUCAUAUAAUGACUGUCCUGUACUUUGGUGACCUACCGUGUGUGAGUGCUGAAGAUAUUCAGUGUUCUUCCAGUUAUGCACUUUGGUGGUGGUGCUGUAAGAGGGAUUUGGGGUUCUUUGCACAUAUGUAUGAGAAAAUGAUACAGGAGCAUUAAUUUUACAUGUACAGUAUGUUAUAAUAACAGGAGUGAAUAGUGCUCAGUUUUAGCAUUAAGAUUCUUGUUGUGUUGUUCUAAUACUGCUGUAGUUACAGGCGUUAAAAUGACGGUGGGUCAAGGAACCAAAUUAAGACAACACUAACAAAUUGUAGAAAAUACAAAAAGAAAAAAAUACAUGCAUCAUUUCAACUACAGGUAGUUGCAUUAAAAAAUGUCUUGCAAACUGAAAUUAAAAAAAUGCUUUCAAACCCACAUAACACAAGUAUCAUCACUGUAUUUUACACAACACCUCUAAAAACAGACACCCUGAAAAACUCCACAAUACAAAAAGAAGAUUCUCCCCAGAGGAAUUCAACUGAAUCCUACACUUCAAUACAUUGCCA
This is a messenger RNA of Thalassophryne amazonica, 4896 nucleotides long. RefSeq names its product semaphorin-3F-like. Bases 482 to 2713 code for a protein of 743 amino acids. Gene Ontology annotation, biological process: semaphorin-plexin signaling pathway; positive regulation of cell migration; axon guidance. Gene Ontology annotation, molecular function: chemorepellent activity; semaphorin receptor binding. NCBI's taxonomy places the organism in Eukaryota, Metazoa, Chordata, Actinopteri, Batrachoidiformes, Batrachoididae. The record is from RefSeq and is a predicted model, not a curated record. The transcript is spliced from 18 exons.